GAUCGCUCCAGUGUAUUCUGUUAAACGUUUCUCUCUCUGCAAUCUCCUGAACGGCAAUACCAAUGGCUGACGAAAUAAGUUUACCCGAUCACUACGUAAAUUUACUCGAAAGGGUCAUAGAGGAAAACAAAAGUUUGAGAGAGGAGGCGAGAGCCAAUGCAGUGUUACAACAAAAGGUUCUAGAAGAAUUAAACCAGAACAAGGCCUCCAGUUCAGAUUCUGGCAAACGUCCUCGAUCUUCCAAAAGAGCAUCUACCAAAUUAAUCGUGCCCCUGCUUUGUCGCCAAGAUUUUAGAAAGACUUACAAAACAUUGUUAAAAGGAGAGAGUUUUAAAGGCUUUAACAUGGAUGAAAGUUUUCUCAGUUUUGGAUCAAGUGAGAACCAGGAGAUUACGAUGUAGGUUGCAAGGGCUGUCAUAGCUGAUAAUGUCCGGGGGAGGUGAAAACUACUAGAUAGACGUAUUUUAGCCGGAAAUUAGCUGCAGCCCCCAAAUUCAAAAAAAAGCAACAACUUUGAAGC
Messenger RNA from Actinia tenebrosa (Australian red waratah sea anemone), 520 nucleotides. RefSeq lists its product as uncharacterized. The record is from RefSeq and is a predicted model, not a curated record. NCBI's taxonomy places the organism in Eukaryota, Metazoa, Cnidaria, Anthozoa, Actiniaria, Actiniidae.